Mercurialis annua (annual mercury) is the source of this 798-nucleotide messenger RNA. RefSeq lists its product as uncharacterized. Lineage: Eukaryota; Viridiplantae; Streptophyta; Magnoliopsida; Malpighiales; Euphorbiaceae. The record is from RefSeq and is a predicted model, not a curated record. The transcript is spliced from 2 exons. Bases 1 to 798 code for a protein of 265 amino acids.
AUGAGAUUAGUAUUGCUAUGGUUGACUUUUAUGAGAAGUUGUGGGAAGUCUUAUAACAGGAGCCACAUUGAUGCAACUAUUAUUGAUAGAGGUCCUAAGCUCAGUGAUAGUGAUUCUAUCAAUCCAAUAUUUGCAGUAACUGCAAAGGAAGUGAAAUCUACUAUGUUCUCAAUUAAUGGAGAGAAAGCCCCAAGGCCGGAUGGAUACUCAAGACUUUUCUUUCAUAGGAAUUGGUUUUUUAUUGGAGGUGAUGUCAUUAAAGCAGUUCAUGAGUUUUUUUUCACAAGAAAGCUUUUAAGUCAGGUGAAUGCUACUUCCCUUUCUAUAAUCCCUAAAAUUGCCUCCGCUAGCAGGAGAAGGAUUAUUGAUAAUGUGUUAUUGGCACAUGAGCAAGUGCAUAAUUAUCAUAACGAUAAGGGUAUGGCAAGUUGUGAUAUAAAAGUUGACCUUAGAAAAGCUUAUGAUACUAUUGAGUGGGAUUUUUUGGAAGAGAUCUUGCUGGGUCUUCUCUUUCCUAGGAGGUUUAUUGAUUGGAUUAUGAUAUUAGUUAAAACUCCUAUGUAUUUUGUCUCUAUCAAUGGCUCUCUUUAUGGUUAUUUCAAGGGAGGUGUGGGCUUAAGGCAUGGAGAUCCUCUCUCCCCCACCUUGUUUGUUAUUGUCAUGGAGUAUCUCUCUAGAUUCUUAGUUGGUGUUGGUAAUAUGAAUACAUUCAAAUUUCACAGAGGAUGCAAAUCUCUGAAAUUAAACCCCAUCUGUGCUUUGUUGAUGAUCUUUUCUUGUUUUGCAAUGGAGAUGUGA